Messenger RNA from Ziziphus jujuba (common jujube), 2790 nucleotides. RefSeq names its product transcription factor bHLH78. The transcript has 8 exons. Bases 526 to 2322 code for a protein of 598 amino acids. Gene Ontology annotation, cellular component: nucleus. NCBI's taxonomy places the organism in Eukaryota, Viridiplantae, Streptophyta, Magnoliopsida, Rosales, Rhamnaceae. Gene Ontology annotation, biological process: regulation of DNA-templated transcription. Gene Ontology annotation, molecular function: DNA-binding transcription factor activity; protein dimerization activity. The record is from RefSeq and is a predicted model, not a curated record.
AUAUCUCUCUCUCUUUCCGCUUUCCUUUCCUCUCAAUUUUUUUCUCUCUCUUUGCUUUGCUUUUCUUUUCUUCUCUCCCCCUCAGAAAAACACUUUCACUCUCUCUUUCUCUCCCACACAUCAACUUGUUUCUUUUCUCUCUCCCUUUUUCUUUUCCUUUCCUUUUCUUGUAAGUUGGAGUGGAAUACAAGGACCAUUUUUUGUGCAUCAUCAUUUGCCUUGUCCUUUUGGAACCAAUUCUCUAACACAAAAAAAAGAAAAAAAAAAAAAAAAGAAAAAAAAACUCAACCUUUUGCUUCCUUAUUUUUACUGAAACAAGCCCAACCCUGUUGAAGAUUUUCCUUCAAAGAUUGUUUCAGGAUUUAUUUUAUUUUAUUUUCUUUCUUUCAUUCAUCUGGGUUCUGAGAAUUUUUUGUUGGGUCGAGUUCAAUUUUCCUCCUUUAGCUUUCUUUCUUAACAAUUUUCGACCUUUUCUUAAAAUUUUCUAGGAUAAGAAAAGAAAAGAUAAAAAAAAGGGUGUUCUUAAUGAACGAGAGCAGCAAAUUAGCUCAACCCACAUGGAAUUCUUCAUGUUUUGGUAUGGAUUUCCAAAACAAUGAUAUGAAUUCCACUUCAGUGCAACUUCCCAGUUGUUUUUUCAAUCCCAAUUGGGAGAAUUCAAUGGAUCAGAGCGAUCCCUUUGAGUCUGCACUGAGCUCCAUUGUGUCUUCUCCGGCGGCGUCCAACGCAACGGCGGCGAUUUCCGGCGGAAACAACGUCGGAGGUGAUUGUGUUAUGAUUAGAGAAUUGAUUGGAAGGUUAGGAAGCAUUUGCAAUUCCGGUGAGAUUUCACCGCAGUCUUGCAUUAACAACAACAACAGUAAUAGCACUAACAAUUCAUGUUAUGGAACCCCAUUGAAUUCACCACCUAAGCUCAACCUUUCAAUGGUGGAUCCACAGAUCAGAGUAAACUUACCAAUUCCAGGAGGAACCCAUUUGCCUCCUUCUUCUUCUUCUUCUUCACAUCAUACAAGUUUAGUGGCUCCAUUUUCAGCUGACCCUGGAUUUGCAGAGAGGGCUGCAAGAUUUUCCAGUUUUGGAAGCAAGAACUUUGGUGGACUAAAUGGGCAAUUGUUGGGUUUGAAUGAAACUGAAUUGCCAUUUAGAUCAAUUCUCAGAGUUGAAUCUGGCAAGCUUUCCAGAGCUUCCAGCAGUAAUCCUCUUUCUGUUGCUGGAUCUCAAAUGGGUGUUCAGGAAAGCAACAAAAGCUCACCACUUGAAGGGAAUUCAGCUCCUGAUAAGAAAUUCAAUAGAUUGUCUAGGUCUUCAACACCUGAAAAUGCUGAGUUUGGUGAUUCUAGGGAAGGAUCUUCUGUUUCUGAGCAGAUCCCAAGUGGGGAAUUGAGUGUGAAAGGUGAAACUGAUGCAAAUACCAGGAAGAGGAAAUCCAUUCCCAGGGGAAAAACCAAAGAAACCCCUUUAUCUCCCUCUGCAAAAGGUUCAAAGGUGGCAGCAGGUAAUGAUGAAUCAAAUGCAAAAAGAAGCAAAACAGAAGAAGCUUCUGGUAAUGCCAAGGAUGCUGCAAAGACAAAAGCGGAAGCAAAUGGGGGUAGCAAAGCUGCAGGGGAUGGGAAUCAGAAGCAGACAAAAGAUAAUUCAAAGCCUCCUGAACCUCCAAAGGACUACAUCCAUGUCAGAGCCAGAAGAGGUCAAGCUACUGAUAGCCACAGUCUAGCUGAAAGGGUUAGAAGAGAGAAAAUCAGUGAAAGGAUGAAGUUCCUUCAGGAUCUUGUUCCUGGUUGCAACAAGGUAACUGGGAAAGCUGUUAUGCUUGAUGAGAUUAUAAAUUAUGUGCAAUCAUUGCAGCGCCAGGUCGAGUUUCUUUCAAUGAAGUUGGCAACUGUGAAUCCUCGUUCGGAUCUUAACAUGGAGGCUCUUCUGUCAAAGGAUAUCUUUCAAUCUCGAGGAUCUCUGUCACAAAAUCCUCUUUAUCCAUUAGAUUCAUCUGUGCCUGCAUUCCCAUAUGGCUUCAAUCCAACCCAAAUGCCCCCCUUACAUAGCAACAUGUCUAAUGGGACAGAGCCGCAGUUCCCAUUAAACAAUCUUAAUUCUGCACUACAUCGAAAUUCAAGCAUGCAAUUGCCUGCUAUAGAUGGAUUUGGUGAAGCUGCACAACAAGUUCCGACGAUCUUUGAGGAUGAUCUUCAAAGUGUGGUUCAGAUGGGUUUUGGCCAGAUUCAACAGCAGAGCUUUCACGGUAUGCAAAAUAUUCAUGAGAAAAUCCAGUACUUGAAGUCUGAGUCUGAAAAGCUCAAUGACUUCUUCAGCUCAAAUGAAAGUUGAGCUAUAAUUAUCAGUAAUUAACUACUUGGAUUUUAUUGAGGCCCUUACCGGAGAAAGACAGAGACACAGAGAGGCCCUAUGUACAUACACAAGAGCAAUUCCCAGUUUGAGAAAAAGAGAAUCAUAUCUCUUUUGAUCUUUAAUUUAUUAUUGCAAGUCAAUAUUUGGAAAUUCAUUCUUUUGAGGAUUCUUUUCAAGAAUUUCACAUAGUAAAAAUAUUAGAACUAAUUUGCAACAGCAAAGUGCAAAAAAUUUCUGUAUGACUACUUUUUAAAGAUGUAGCAAGUGUAAGGAAAAAAAAAAUGUUGGGAGGGUUUAAAGGAGAGAGGUUUUCUAUGUAAACUUUUGAUCCAACAUUGUGCAUCAUUUUUUUUUUUUUUUUCUUUUUUUGGCUAAGAACCUUGUGUAUGUAUGAUCAACUUACUAUUUGAAUACUAUUACUGAUUCAUUAAGAAUUUUUAUAAUUUA